AUGUUGGCCGGCGGCUACGACAUGGCGUGGCCGCUGUUCGUCCUGCUCCUGUGCGCCAACGCGCUGCUGUGCCGGUGCCUGGACAAGGAGGACGUGAUAUUCGCCGUCAACGCCGGCGGCGACGCGCACGUCGACAGCUACGGCAUACUGUACCAGAGAGACUUCAACCGGAUCGGCACGGAGUCUGACUACGGCAAGAAGCUGUCCAUACAGCGGGUCAAGCCCCACGACCAGAUCCUGUACCAGACCGAGAGGUAUUCGCAAACCACAUUUGGUUACGACAUACCCGUCAUGCAGGACGGCGACUAUGUGAUGGUGCUCAAGUUCAGCGAGGUGUACUUCACCAACAGCGGCUUGAAGGUGUUUGAUGUCGUUUUGAACGGUCAACACGUAGUGGUACCGCUGUUGGACAUCUACGACAAAGUCGGAUUUGGCUCCGCUCAUGACGAGUACAUUGAAUUUACGGUAGACGGCACAACGUUAUAUUGGAGAGGAGAGAUAUCAGAAAUCAAAGGAAAUCUCGUUCGAGUGGAUUUUAUAAAAGGUGAAAGAGAUAAUCCUAAAGUAAAUGCAGUACUCGUAGCCAAAGGCCGGAUUUCAGAUAUACCAAGAUUACCAGAUUUAUACUCUGAUAUUGAACCACAACCACAUGAUGAGAUAGACGUGGAAGAAGAUCCGUCUGUUAGUGACAGUAAAGAUCCUGUAAAAAUGGUACAACACACUAGAAAUCCUAGUGGACCUAGAGCACCAGAUCCACAAGAUGUAAAUUCCAUGAAGUUAAUGCCAAUAUUUGGCGCUCUGAUUGCUUUUUUUGGAGCACUUCUUCUACUUUGCAGACUAUGA
This is a messenger RNA of Macrosiphum euphorbiae (potato aphid), 843 nucleotides long. Lineage: Eukaryota; Metazoa; Arthropoda; Insecta; Hemiptera; Aphididae. The record is from the annotation of a GenBank genome assembly.